AUGCUGCUCCCCAUCCUCAUCCUCGUCGGCCUGCUCUGCCACCAAUCAUGCCAGAGACCACCCCCUUACACCCCCGCGCCCCAAUCCAGCCACCUCUUCAACAUCACCCAACCUUCCUCGUACCUCCAAUCCAAACUUCCGAGCUACCAAAUCAAAGCCAGGUUCGACUUCCAAUCGGUCAACCUGGCCUUGAACCAAGAAUGGAUCGAGCUCGAUUUGUUCCGAUACGGCCUGGCCAAGUUCUCGGCCAAGGAGUUCGAGCAGGCCGGCUUGAACGCCGAGGACCGGUACUUGAUCCAGUUCAUGGCUGACCAGGAAGUCUCCCAUGCGACGGUCUUGUCCAACAUGCUCGGCCCCCGAGCCGCCAAACCGUGCCAGUAUAAAUACCCUUUCAAGACGGUCAAGGAGUUCCUUGAUUUCUGUCAAAAAUUGACAAGGUGGGGAGAAUCCGGGGUCUAUGGAUUCUUGUCUUUCUUGCAAAACCCGAACUCGGCCCAGAUCUUAUUGCAGUCGAUCGUGACCGAGGCGCGACAACAGAUGAUCUUUAGACAGUUUGAAGGCCUCUUCCCCAUGCCAAUCUACCACGUGGCUGGCAUCCCGCAGAGCUGGGCAUGGACGCUACUCCACCCGUAUCUAGUCAGCUGUCCACGGACGAACCCGUACAUCGAGUUCGACAUAUUUCCCCGCCUCGAGAUCCUCAACAACCCAGACCCCUUCCAGAUCGACCCCCGCCCGCCGGCAAUCACCCAUAACCGCACAUCCCUCUCCCUCCCCGGCCGCCAGGUCAGGUUCAGAUUCGAGAAGCCCGGUAAGGUCGUCGGUCCCAACGGCGAUUACAAGACCCUCACUCACUCUAAAUCGGCUCGCCCUAAGUUUGCAGCUUGGACUUCUCAAUACAAUGUGACGUAUUCAAAGCUGGAGCAGGUAGAUGAGGACUCCGCGACGACCGUGCAGCCUUACGGCGUGCUUUUCCCCGGCCAGGUAGACUACCCGGUGAUCAACGGCACCGUCUUCGUCCUCCUCACCGAUACUGAUCUGCACGUCACGCCGUCGAAUAUCACCGCGCUCAAUAAACAUAUCGUUGCUGGGCCGGCGAUGUAUCAGGUUGAUUAG
Molecule: messenger RNA, 1113 nt
Organism: Puccinia triticina
Lineage: Eukaryota; Fungi; Basidiomycota; Pucciniomycetes; Pucciniales; Pucciniaceae
Exons: 12
Coding region: 1-1113 (370 amino acids)
Source: RefSeq, a predicted model, not a curated record